CAAGUUUCAUACGCAUUCCAUUUAGAAUAUUUGACAAUUUCCUUUCCGUACAACGUUUCAGUAGCCAUUAUCGUUUUGUUCGCCGGUCUGGUCAGUACGUAUUGAUUGGACGAUAACAAAAGGAUAAAACAAAAUAAGAAACGUAUAUUAAAAAUUAGUUAUAAUGCAACAACAAUUUCCAAAUAAUGGAUAUCAAAACCAGCAAAGCAUGUAUCGAUCACGGCCUGACCGCGGUGAACAAUACGGUAAGCAGAGCAAUUAUUGGGGUGGUUCCCCGACACAACAACACACAAUUUCACCAACACAAGAUUUUGGUGGACCAAAUCCAAGAUUACAAAAAAUGAAACCACAACAUCAGCAACAUCAACAGAAUCAACAGCAUCAACAACAACAGCAAGAAUUUGGAGGACCAAAUCCAAAAUUACAGAGUUUAAAAGCUAAAAAUCCUGGAUCAACAUUAAAGAAACCAAAUUGGGAUUCAAAAUUACUUCAACCAUUCAUGAAAAAUUUUUAUGUUCCACAUGAAAAUGAUACGAAAAGAAGUAUCGAAGAAAUUGAUUCAUACAGAAAUAGUAAAGAAAUUACUGUAAAAGGGACUAAUGUACCAAAUCCCAGUCAAGAUUUUGAUGAAGGUGGUUUUCCGGAUUAUCUUAUGACAGAAAUUCGUAAACAAGGUUUUGGUGAACCAACAGCCAUUCAAGCCCAAGGUUGGCCAAUUGCUUUAAGUGGACGCGAUAUGGUAGGUAUUGCCCAAACUGGUUCAGGAAAAACUUUAGCUUAUAUUUUACCAGCAGCUGUUCAUAUCAACCAUCAACCACCAAUUGCACGAGGUCAAGGACCAAUUGUCCUUAUUCUUGCUCCAACUCGUGAAUUAGCACAACAAAUUCAACAAGUAGCCCGUGAUUUUGGAUCGACAAGUCUUAUUCGAAACACAUGUAUCUUUGGCGGUGCACCAAAAGGAUCCCAAGCUCGUGACUUAGAACGAGGCGUUGAAAUAGUAAUUGCCACACCUGGACGUUUAAUUGAUUUCCUUGAAAAAGGUACAACGAAUUUAUUGAGAUGUACAUAUCUUGUUCUUGAUGAAGCUGAUCGUAUGUUAGAUAUGGGAUUUGAACCUCAAAUUAGAAAGAUUAUCGAACAAAUUCGCCCAGACAGACAAGUUUUAAUGUGGAGUGCAACAUGGCCUAAAGAAGUACAAUCAUUAGCCGAAGACUUUUUAACCGAUUACAUUCAAAUUAAUAUUGGUUCAUUGAAUCUUUCCGCAAAUCAUAAUAUUCGACAAAUCAUUGAUGUUUGCCAAGAACACGAAAAAGAGCAAAAACUUUCAACUUUGUUACGAGAAUUUGGCGUUGAUCGUGAAAAUAAGAUAAUUAUCUUUGUUGAAACAAAGAAGAAAGUUGAUGAUAUUACCAAAACAAUCCGACGUGACGGCCAUUCAGCGAUAUGUAUUCACGGGGAUAAAUCACAACCAGAACGUGACUACGUUUUAACAGAAUUUCGUUCAGGAAAAGCAUCUGUAUUAGUUGCUACUGAUGUAGCUGCCCGUGGUUUAGAUGUCGAAGAUGUUAAAUAUGUCAUUAAUUUCGAUUAUCCUAAUUCAUCAGAAGAUUAUAUUCAUAGAAUUGGAAGAACUGGACGUUGUCAACAGGCUGGUACCGCUUACGCAUUCUUCACACAAAAUAAUCAACGGCAAGCACGUGAUUUGGUUGCAGUUUUAGAGGAAGCUGGUCAACCAAUUAAUCCGCGACUUCAAGAAUUAGCAAAUGCUGCUCGUCAACAAUUAGGGCAAAAUAAGAAUCGUAAUAAUCGUUGGAAUACAAGUAAACCAUCAAAUCGUGAUGGAAAUAGUUCACCCAGUAAUUCAUCGACGCCACCACCAAGAUUUAAUAAUUAUCAAGGACAAAAGAAAAAUUAUCAAAAUGGUAAUGAAGGUUACCAAAAUACCGGUUACAAAAAAGUAUAUCAUCGUGAUCAAAAUGGAUACAGUAAUGGGUAUCAACAAAAUGGCGGUUAUCAAAAUUCCAAUGGUUAUAAUAAUAGUGGCUAUGGACAACAGCAACAAAAUGGCUACCAACAACCUGGCUAUCGGCAAUAUAACAAUCGCAAUAAUGGCCAACGUUACAACAAUAACCGUAAUAAUGGUAAUAGUGGAUACCAUAGCUCAUCAAGCAAUGGAAUGUAUUCUCAAAUGCAACCACAACAGCAAUAUAUGAUGCAAUCUGGUCCACAAUCCGAUGCCAAUAUUCAAUCAUUAUUAAACAACAAAUUUUUCCAAACAAACCGACCACCAACAAACAAUCCAUGUGCAUAUCAAUCAAUGGGCGCACCUAGUCCUUAUGGCCAAUAUGCAACCGUACCUUAUGCUGCAUAUCAACCAUAUUCACCUCCAACGGCUGCCGUUCAACAGUAAAUUAUAUAAAAAAGGAAAGUAUAAAAAAAAUUUUUUUUACACUGUAAAAACAACUUGGGAGCCCA
Messenger RNA from Chrysoperla carnea, 2475 nucleotides. RefSeq names its product ATP-dependent RNA helicase dbp2-like. Lineage: Eukaryota; Metazoa; Arthropoda; Insecta; Neuroptera; Chrysopidae. Gene Ontology annotation, cellular component: ribonucleoprotein complex; cytoplasm; nucleus. The transcript is spliced from 4 exons. The coding region runs from base 164 to 2410 and encodes 748 amino acids. Gene Ontology annotation, molecular function: RNA binding; ATP binding; RNA helicase activity. The record is from RefSeq and is a predicted model, not a curated record.